This is a messenger RNA of Uranotaenia lowii, 1842 nucleotides long. RefSeq names its product actin-1. NCBI's taxonomy places the organism in Eukaryota, Metazoa, Arthropoda, Insecta, Diptera, Culicidae. Bases 162 to 1292 code for a protein of 376 amino acids. The transcript is spliced from 3 exons. The record is from RefSeq and is a predicted model, not a curated record. Gene Ontology annotation, biological process: mitotic cytokinesis.
UUUCCGUUGGGCUCGUAUAUAAACAUAAAUCUCGUUACGGAUGGUGUCUAUUCUGGUUCUGAACGGGAGUGAUCUCGGUGCCUCGAAAGUGAUCUGAUCCGUGUUCCGGAAAAUUUAAUUUAAUUUCUUGAAAGUGCUUUUAAGCUUCAACUACAUUCAAAAUGUGUGAUGAAGAUGCUGCUGCUCUGGUCGUCGACAAUGGAUCCGGAAUGUGCAAAGCUGGAUUUGCUGGUGAUGAUGCCCCACGAGCUGUGUUUCCCUCUAUUGUAGGACGCCCACGCCAUCAAGGUGUGAUGGUCGGUAUGGGUAACAAGGAUUCGUACGUUGGUGAUGAAGCUCAAUCGAAACGAGGUAUCCUCACUUUGAAGUACCCGAUCGAACACGGAAUCAUCACCAACUGGGAUGAUAUGGAGAAGAUCUGGCAUCACACCUUCUACAAUGAGCUGCGUGUUGCCCCUGAAGAGCACCCGGUUCUGCUGACGGAGGCCCCACUGAACCCCAAAGCUAAUCGCGAGAAGAUGACUCAGAUCAUGUUUGAGACCUUCAACUCGCCAGCCAUGUACGUCGCCAUCCAGGCUGUCCUGUCCUUGUACGCUUCCGGUCGUACCACUGGUAUCGUUCUGGAUUCCGGAGAUGGUGUAUCUCACACCGUCCCAAUUUAUGAAGGUUAUGCUCUGCCCCAUGCCAUUCUCCGAUUGGACUUGGCUGGUCGUGAUUUGACCGAUUACCUGAUGAAGAUCUUGACCGAGCGUGGCUACUCUUUCACAACAACCGCUGAGCGAGAAAUUGUUCGUGAUAUCAAGGAAAAGCUUUGCUACGUCGCUCUGGACUUCGAACAGGAAAUGGCCACUGCAGCCGCUUCCACUUCCCUCGAGAAGUCCUAUGAACUGCCCGACGGUCAGGUCAUCACCAUUGGUAAUGAGCGUUUCCGUGCUCCAGAAGCUCUCUUCCAGCCUUCAUUCCUGGGUAUGGAAUCUUGCGGAAUUCACGAAACCGUCUACAGUUCUAUCAUGAAGUGUGACGUAGAUAUUCGUAAGGAUCUGUACGCCAACACUGUUCUGUCCGGUGGUACCACUAUGUAUCCAGGUAUUGCUGAUCGUAUGCAGAAGGAGAUCACCGCUCUUGCGCCAUCGUCAAUCAAGAUUAAGAUCAUUGCUCCCCCAGAACGUAAAUACUCCGUCUGGAUCGGUGGAUCCAUCUUGGCCUCGCUGUCUACCUUCCAAGCCAUGUGGAUCUCGAAGCAGGAAUACGAUGAAUCUGGCCCAUCCAUCGUUCACCGCAAGUGCUUCUAAAUUCUCACGAACCGCAUUACAUAACAACGCUCAUACCACAGAAAUGCCAAAGGUCCAAAUCCAAAGUAUUAUCGUCUGCUAGUAGUUGUAGUAGGUACAAUCGGCAUACUUUUUCAGAAAGCAUUAAGAUGAAAACGUAGCGACCUCAACCUUUUCCCCCUAAAGCACGGGAGAAUCCUAAGAAUUUAGUUUUUGAAUGCAGACGCUGCACUUAUUAAAAGACAACCGGCGAACCUCGUCAGGAUGGUUCCAACUUCCGACGCACGCACGCCGACUCUAAUUGGAUACACCGUUGAUUAGCAAUUUAAUUGGCAACGUCAUAGCGAAAUUUUAAUUAGAGAGCCUAGCUCCAAAAAUUCGUCUUGCUCCCGGUUUUCACUGUGAAUCCACGAUCUGCAUUGAGACAAUUCUUUUUGUGAUCUCAAGAUGCCAAAACCUUAUGUCGAAGGAAUGCAAACUUCUUUCAUUCGGCAAGGUGUUAUUAGCUAUUAUAGAUAUUUAAAAUUAAUUAAAUGAAAGAGAAUAAAUAUAAGACCCUUUUAUAUUAGAA